UUCAAACGCUUAAGCAACCGGACAUAUACGACAGUGAAAUCUCAGUUUAAAAUAGAAAAGUGUUCCGUUGUAAUACGAGAAUUUAAAGGAAGAAAAUGAUCAACUGAAACGAGUCGGAAAAUAUUCAUUUCAAAGAUUUAAAAGAAAAAACGUUUUAAUCGUGUCACUCACGUACCCAUAAUUUGAUUGUUGGUAUUUUUGUUGUGCUGUGUGUUUGUGCUUUGAAUUUUCAGAUUUAAUUAAAAUAAUUGCGGUGUGCGGUAAUUAAUUGCAUAGUUGACAGAGUACGGUGAUAACGUUUAACUGUACAAAUUUUGUUUAGUUCGCUCCUGUUGUUGACACACUGGUUGGUGCUGUGGUUGAAGAAGGACGCUUUAAUUUAAUUGUUUUAUUAACUCGGAAAGAAUGGCAAAAAGUGGAUUGCUGAUGGUGUAUUUGAAACUGUGGUUCGUUUUGUGUUUGGUUGUAAAUGCAGUGUAUCCACUGACGCAAAACAAUCUGUCGUUGUGCGAAUUGGAACAACUGGUUAAAGAUCUUGUCUACCCUGAUGACGGCAACGAAUUACACGCAGCAUCACUACGAAGUCAACUUCGCAAUUUGUUAGACAAUAAUAACAUCGACUACGAUUCAUUCAAUUCACCGGAUACACUCACUGAAAACGAAAAGAGGUCGCUCAGUUCAAUUGCCAGGAAUGGUUUAUUAAACAAUGGCAAACGAAACAUUGGUUCAAUUGCUCGUUUAGGAUUUAUCAGAGCCACACCGGACCAGAUAAAACGCAGCAUUGCCGCCCUAGCAAAGAACAGUCAAUUGCCCACGUCUCGUGAGCCCGAAACGGAAGACAAUGGACAAACGUCUGAAUUGAUGGAAAAGCGAAACAUUGGAUCUGUUGCUCGGUCGGGAAUGAUGACUGGAAAGCGGAAUAUCGCUUCAUUAGCUCGAGGAUAUGAACUGCCAAAUGGUAAACGAAAUUUGGCGUCGGUGGUUCGUUCUGGGCGACCCGGUAGUUACAAGAGAAACAUUGCUUCGCUGGCCAGAGGGAAUUUUUAUCCGUAUUUCGGUGAAGGAAUCAAACGUAAUGUUGGUGCAUUGGCCCGUGACUGGUCGCUACCGAAGACGCCUACGAAAGUUGCGGUGAAAAGAGACACACACAGCAAACAUGUGGUGAAAAGAGAAGCUGUUGAUCCACAGGAAAAAGUAACAGUUUCCGACGGAAAGAAUAGCCAUACCGCUGACGUUAAAGUUGCUCCACAUCAUCAACACAAACGCGAAUCGGUCUACGACGAUUAUCCAGGUACAAACAGUGAAAUUCUAGAGCCCAUUUAUCAAAUACCCGAACUUGAUUACGACGAUCUCAACCAGGCACUGAAUGAAAUCUAUGCAAACGAUGACGAAGAAAUACACGAAGAUAAACGAUUUCUGGGAUCUGUUGUACGAGACGGCUGGUCGGCGUAUCGUCCGAUGGAAAAACGAAAUAUUGGAUCGUUAGCCCGUAUGGGCUUGUUACGCAAUGAUUACAGUACUUACGAACAGCAAAAGAAAUAUAAUCAACAGCAGGAGAAACGGCACAUCGGCGCCCUAGCUAGGUCAGGCUGGCUUCCAUCAUUUAGUCCUGUUCGUGGCAGUCGAUUCAGUCGAUCUGGCAGGGCUAGGCCGGGUUCUACCCCCAACAAGAGCUUCGUCGCCAGCCGAUCGCCGUCGCUUGUGAAAGAUGCAAAAGCUCUUUCUAUCCCAGUCCCGUCAGCUGGGCAGCGCCUGGCCUAUCCACCUGGGGAACACCACGUAAACUUGCCGCAAUACACCAAAGAUCUCUUCGAGGACCGUUUCAUCCAUCCGGAGACUAUUACUAAUUAUUAUCCACAGAACGCUUUCCAUUUCGAUUACAAUGACAAUAAUUUUAUGGAUCAACUGAAUGACGGAGAUGACGGAAAUUUUGUAGAAAAUGAGCGAGAAGAAAGGCUUUGUUAUUUGAGAUUAAGCAAAUUGAUUUUAUUUUUGGAGCUGAAUAGUUAAAUUGUUUGAAGAGAACCGGAGAAAAAAAGGAAACCAAUGGAAAUUUAAACUCAACAACCCACUCUUUCAUAUCAUAAAUUUAAAUGGUUAAAAUAUCCAAGUUGUUCCGGACCCCACAUAUCUUUUCAUAUCUUCAAUCUUUCUUCUUGUCUUUUAAUAACCCAAUUUUAAUCAAAUUUCUGAGAUAAAAUCAUAAUCCAAAAACAAAAUAUUUUUUAAGAAACUUUUACUUAUGAACUUUAUGGACAAUAAAAAUGAAAAUUUUACUUAGAUUAGCUUAAACGGAGAGACUGUUGUAUACAUCAGAAUUAUCAUACAUGGCUGGAAUAUGAUUGUUUAUGAUAAAUACAAUGGAUUUUAGCUUUAUGUGAUUAACUCGAACCCAUCGAAGUUAAUAUUUCGCCGGAAAUCAAAACAAAAAUUGUUUCCCUUUCAGAAAGUUUAAUUUUCAAAUUGGGAUACAUUUAGGGUGACCAGACGUACAUUCACUUAAAUUUCACUUUUUAUUCGAGUGUUUAGAAAAGAUUAUUCAAUUAAAAUUUCAUUGACACAAUGAUCGCCAAUUAACGUAAGAAACAAUGUUUUUACAAAUCACAACAUUGCUCCCAAACAUAGAAAAUAUUCGGAGGCUGAUGAAAUGACAGUUGGGAUUGCGUUCCUCUUGUAAAGACAGAUGACCUGUCUCGUUGUAUGAGUCAAAACAUACAAUACAAACAAUCUUAAGCGGAAGCUGUUCUCACUAAAGCCUCCAGAUUUGACGGCUGCUAGGACUUUCGCGCCGCGUCAUUCACAAUAAUUGACAAAAUGACACAUUUCGUAUAAAGAAGAUGUCACUUUGUGGGUUAUUGUGAAUUGCACGGCGCGAAAUUCCUAAACAGCGAUUUGACACUUAUCAGUUCAGUUUUCAUGCUAGGAGUAGUGCUGUGCAUAAUUGGAUCUAAGAAAAAUGUCGAUUCAUUGGGUCACGUUCAGUGCUAUUUCUCAAUAAGUUGUUCAACAGAGACGCCACAAUAAUUUUGUUUGAUGCCUGAAUAUCGAAAGUCAAUGUGGUCGAAACGAUGACCAUAAUCAUGAACGCAAUAUUUUUGCGAGACUGAGUCUACUAAUUAGUAGAUUUCUGACUAGGCAUUCGAUCGAACGCUUCAUUUUAUCAUUUAAUUUCGAUAAAAUUUCAAGUACUCUUGACGUUUGAUUAAUGGUACAUUCGUCUUUAAAUUGGCCUGAAACAUUGAAGUGAAGUGACUCAUGAAGUUUUUGUAUGCAAGAUCAGCAGUUUUGUCAUUCUGGUCACCCUAUUAUAUUAAAGUUUACGAAUGUUAUUGGAAAUGAAAUAUUUAAUCAAAAUAAUUGUAAUACGAUGACAAUAAAAUAUAAAACUAAAAAUCACCAACAAAAUAAUCUACGUGCUGUCAGAUGGAUAAUAAUAAAACUUAAAUGUAUAUGAAUGUAAAAAAAUAUUUAAACAAACAAAAUAUUUACUAAUGAUGACAAUGUGACAAUAAAAAUACACAAAAAAAAAUUAAAUAAAUGUUUAACUGAUGA
Messenger RNA from Bradysia coprophila, 3552 nucleotides. It is a transcript of the gene Nplp1, whose product is annotated as Neuropeptide-like precursor 1. Lineage: Eukaryota; Metazoa; Arthropoda; Insecta; Diptera; Sciaridae. The record is from RefSeq and is a predicted model, not a curated record.